Drosophila bipectinata is the source of this 1148-nucleotide messenger RNA. It is a transcript of the gene Nurf-38, whose product is annotated as Inorganic pyrophosphatase Nurf-38. The record is from RefSeq and is a predicted model, not a curated record. Gene Ontology annotation, biological process: phosphate-containing compound metabolic process. Gene Ontology annotation, molecular function: magnesium ion binding; inorganic diphosphate phosphatase activity. Gene Ontology annotation, cellular component: cytoplasm. NCBI's taxonomy places the organism in Eukaryota, Metazoa, Arthropoda, Insecta, Diptera, Drosophilidae.
GGGCAAAAUGUGGGCAAUAAUUACAAGGAGUUCACUUUCACGUGUGGUCAGACGUCUAAUUCCAACGUCAGCAGUUACAGCAGAAGGCAAUAAAAGGAGUAUUCAGUUGGUCACAGAACAACACAGGCUUCCCACAAUGACCCAGUACGAGACAGUUGAGAAGGGCGCAAAGAACUCGCCGAGCUACAGCCUGUACUUCAAAAACAAGUGCGGCAAUGUCAUCUCUCCGAUGCACGACAUUCCCCUCUACGCCAAUGAGGAAAAGACCAUCUACAACAUGGUUGUGGAGGUGCCACGUUGGACCAACGCCAAGAUGGAGAUCAGCCUCAAGACCCCACUGAAUCCCAUCAAGCAAGACAUCAAGAAGGGUAAGCUGCGCUUCGUGGCCAACUGCUUCCCGCACAAGGGAUACAUUUGGAACUACGGCGCCCUGCCCCAGACCUGGGAGAACCCCGACCACAUUGAGCCCUCCACUGGCUGCAAGGGCGAUAACGACCCCAUCGAUGUGAUUGAGAUUGGCUACAGAGUGGCCAAGCGCGGUGAUGUGCUGCAGGUCAAGGUGCUGGGAACCAUUGCCCUGAUCGACGAGGGAGAGACCGACUGGAAGAUCAUCGCCAUCGACGUCAAGGAUCCCCUGGCGUCGAAGGUCAACGAUAUUUCGGAUGUAGACCAGUACUUCCCUGGCUUGCUGCGUGCCACCGUUGAGUGGUUCAAGAUCUACAAGAUCCCCGAUGGCAAGCCGGAGAAUCAGUUCGCCUUCAAUGGUGAUGCUAAGAAUGCUGACUUCGCCAACACCAUUAUUGCCGAGACCCACAAGUUCUGGCAGAAUCUGGUAAAUCAGACCGGCCUUUCCAGCUCUAUUUCAACCACCAACAUUACUAACCGUAACUCGGAGCAUGUCAUUCCCAAGGAGGAGGCUUUAAAGCUGCUGGCCCAGGCCCCAGAAGGCGGCGAGGUGGAGGAGGUGUCCGACACAGUCGACACAUGGCAUUUCAUUCAUCUCAAGUGAGAUGUCGCUCUGGGAUGAAUCCUUCGUACAUCGUAUCGUAGUCUAAUCGAAUUGGAGAUUUUUUUCACUUGUGAAUUAUUGAUAUUGGAAAGCACGUGAAGACCUUGAAUAUUGAAUAAAGUUUUGCACAGCAAUUAAA